Fundulus heteroclitus (mummichog) is the source of this 3823-nucleotide messenger RNA. RefSeq lists its product as uncharacterized. Lineage: Eukaryota; Metazoa; Chordata; Actinopteri; Cyprinodontiformes; Fundulidae. The transcript has 8 exons. The record is from RefSeq and is a predicted model, not a curated record. The coding region runs from base 1910 to 3028 and encodes 372 amino acids.
AUAGCAAAAAUAGCACAUGCUUCUUGCAAUAAGAAAAAAAGAUUUUUGAAAAUCUGUAAUGACCCGAUCAUGGGUAUGUGUUUCUGAGUGAUUGAACAUAAAACACAAAACCUAUAUUUGAAUGAUCAAUUACAUGAUAGAAUUACAUUAUAGACCUUCAUAAGUGCAACUUUAAAAAUGUGUUUCAAUUUUUAGCUGCUUUUUUUCUUUAAAAAAAAUAAUAAUUGCAAAACUAUUGACAAAUAUAAACAGUGCCAGUUAGGUGUAAUGGCUUUGGCUCUGGGUAGCAAGGCUUUGUGGAGUGCUAUGAUGGAAAAAGUGACCUUUUAUCUAUAAUCUACUCAGAUCUAUACAUUUUAAUAUUUCUAUCCUUCUUGUAUCUUAAUCAGUUGAAAAAAAAACAACUACUGCAUAAAUGUCUGUCUAUAAAUGAGCAUAUCCUUACAUUGAUUAAAUAUUGCAAUAAUUCAUUUUGUGAAAUUAAAAUUGUAUGUACUAUGGAGUUAUUAGAGUGGUAUAGUUUAUUUGUGUAAUGUCUCCCACAAAUAUUGUUUACAGCUCAUGAAAUCCCCAAAUUCAGUUUAUUAACUAUUUUGUUUGCCUCAUAGGACCAAUUAAAAAGCUGAUUUUAAACACUGGUGCCAUAAUACAUAUUCAUUGGGUAGAUUGUUAACUUGAGUUUCUUAAGCAGACAUCAAUAAACCCUUCAACAGGCAGGUUAAACCACAAACAGUCAUAGAUGAAGAAGCUGUGUGGUGAACACCUGGGGUAACGAGUGGCACUCCUGAAGAUAUCUUAUUUGGAAAAUCAAGGUCCAACUCUUUCAGUGCUGUUGCUUUAUUGUGUUUUGUCAACUCCAAAGUCAGCUCAGCUGUUUACAAAGGGUUAUAUAGAGUGCUUCAUGUUUCCUUCUGUUGACAAGCUUUAUGAAGAUGAUAAUAAAAUCUUAUCGUAAUUAAAUUAUGAUGAAAUCUUCAGGCAGGUUUUGGCACCUGGCCGCAAUACCAAACCCACCAGUACCUGCAGCUGAAUGAUCAUGAUCUCACUGCUUGGUUAGCCAAACUCGUCUGAAAUAAAUCCAGAAAAAAUUUGUGAAGCUCAGUCUGAGAUGAUAGACACAACAGCCCACACAGCAAGCGAGCUAAAUCUAGUAUUAAGUCCAAUCAGGAUUUAUAUUAAGAGAGCUACAGGCUCAUUGCCCCCAAACCGUGCUGCAUUGAUGCAGUAAUUCAUGCAAAAAGGGCUCUGUGUAUUCAUUUCCAACAUAGUGUUUGCACUCAAAACUUGUUCGGGAAACAAAUAUAGUAUAUUAAAAUACAGCCCAGAAGGUUUAAAAAUGUUUUAAUUACCAGAGAAACACGAUUUUUGGCUUUUGCGCAAUCAAAAUUAAUAUAAACACUGAAAGAAUAUCACUUUGUGAGUAAUACAAACUACAUUUGUGAUGUCAUUCUCAUUUACCGAUAUGCACCCGUGAGAGAAAAUCAUUUUGAAAGAGACUUUCAUAUUAUCAGCCGUCCAGUGAGCCAGCCAGCGGUGUUUAGAGCGCCCCCUAUGCCUUGACGUCAGAAAAAACAGCUCUGGGCCGCUUAAGUUUCACUUUCUGAUUACUGGAAGCGGCGAUUACUCAUAACGACGGACCAAAAUGAGCACAGACGUCCAUGGUUUUAUUUGUUCGUAAAUAAUCGACAGCUUAAGCCGAGGUAUGUACUAUCUAAACGGUGCAAAUAGACUUCGCGUUAUUCAGCUUAUUUAGUGGUGUUGAGAUUCGGUGAAAUUUGAUGCCUUCAUUUGUGUCUCCUCGCCACUUUCGUUUUUUACAGGUUCAGUUCGUCGCGCAGGGAGGUAACCCGGAAGAUACAAGAGAAACCACUAUAUUGCUCUCUGCCUUUUACUCCAUUUGUUAAAGAAAAUGAACAUUUUACUGAAGGAAAUACGGGACUACAAAUCGGACGCGGCAAAGGUGCUUCAAAGAGCAGAUUUCUGCUCAGACUCCGAGAUCCAGUCUCUCACCAGAGAAGAUCUGCAUGAGCUUUUUCCUGGAGCUGAAAAGCUAAAGCUGAGAAGGAAAAUCUUUGAAAUAAUAAACAAACAGAAACCAGUUGAGAAGCUUCUGCAAGACCUUAGGGGUUUCAUCCCAGAGGAUUCUAUAAAGGAUGCCCUAUCCAGCAAUGGGGUGUUGGUUGACUACCUCCGUCUCCUGAAGGAUAUGAAGGCUCAGCUGAACCAUGUGCAGAGUUUCAUUGAUGCACACGUAGGUUUACUGGAGGACAUCAAAGCUCAGCCACAGCAGAAACAUGAUCCAGGUCCUCCAGCUAAGACGCUGGAUACUCCAAGAAAGACGGUGGAUACUCCAACUAGGACACUGGAUACUCAAAUAACUUCCAGAAAUCUUUCAAAUGACACCCCUACACAAAAAUCUCAUGUGACAGGGGACCAAAGUGCUCGGUAUUCCAUGCCAUCGAGGUCUGGCAAUUAUGGUGCACAAGUGAUGGGGUUCAAGUACAGAACAGUGAUCAGCGGUCAAACAUUUAACGCUCAUAAUCAGAUUCUGGAAAAUCUGAAGAGCUCACCCCAUCAUCUGAACCUGGUGGAGAGCCAGAACAGUGAGGAUUGCCAGAUUGUUUUCGUCUUCUGUCCCAUCUCUUCACGGACAGGGACAGACGUGGAUGCAGCCAUGAAAAUGGUUACAGAUGAUAAACCAGUCAUUCUGGUUUUGAUGCAUCACGCUCAUGAAGCAAAACACGUCACCCCGAUGGGAACCUGGGACCAUAACCCUAAGAUUGUGCAACAUGUCAAUGUUUUCUACCAUGAGACAACGAGAGGAUUACUAGACUGCAAAGAAAAUAAUGGGGCCAUCUCUACAAUAGGCACAGAAUUAAGAAAACAUGGAGCAAAAGCUGAGCCAGGUGAAUAUUCAGCAAGCACAGGAGGUCUCUACAGAGCUUUCUCUCUGGGUAAUAAUGACCGCACUGGACAUCACAUUGAGAAUAAAAGCUAUUUUCCUUUGAAUUUAUUUAGUAAGUCAUAGCUGCCAAUGGGUGCGCUGAUUGGGACAGUUAUAACAACCAACAGUGUAAAACAGUUUCUGUCUGUAUUAAUCAUAUUAAUUAUGUUUCUUAUGUUAAUUACUACUACUAUUUAUAGUUAAUUCUCUGUCUUUUACUACAUAAUUAGUAAUUUUGCAUGCAUUCAGACUACCCUUUGUCCAACGCAAAUAGAAAUUUUAUUAUUGCACAGAUGUAAGGGAUGGAAAUGGCAUGUUUGACUUUACUGUUCUGUGUAAAUGCUUUCUGACAUCUUCGUGACUGUAAACAGGGAUUUUAUUCCACCACAUAAACCAAAAAUAUCAAGAGUUGUUGUGUCAUCGCUUCUCUUUAUUUUCAACCAUAAUUAAGACAAAACUUUAAUAACAAAGUCCCUCUUUUAUGUUGUCUAGGCUAGGGUUUUGUAUUGAAUAACCUGGUCCAUUGCAAAGCCACAUAUAUUGUAACUGUUGCUGUUGAAUUUAUUCGUGUAACGACAAAUUCAGAAACAUUUGACCAAAGCGCUUUGCUGUUUAGCCAAACCAACAUCAAAAUAAAGAAGAAAAGAAGUACGUAGUACCAGUUAGGAUGAUGAUGUGUUUUUGUUUCCAAUGUGAAAUCAACGUAAGCAAAAGCCUUUGGUUAGCUGCCUGCUUAGAAUAUCAUGCCUGUAAAUUGUAUGUUUCUUUUCCUAAUGAUGUGUUAUUCAUGUCAAGUCAUAUUCAAGUCAGACUGACUUGUAUUUUGUAUUAAUCACUCAAUAAAAAAAGGUCCCAGGGUGUGUCCUGUACCUGUCAGCG